Messenger RNA from Acanthosepion pharaonis, 1032 nucleotides. NCBI's taxonomy places the organism in Eukaryota, Metazoa, Mollusca, Cephalopoda, Sepiida, Sepiidae. The record is from the annotation of a GenBank genome assembly.
AUGCUAAUCUUUUUCUUCUUGUUUUUUCUUUUUCUUCUUCAUCAUCUUUUUCUUUCUACCGCUUUCUUCUUUUUCUUCUUUUUUCUUCUUCUUUUCCUUCUUCUUUUUCUUCUUUUUUCUUCUUCUUUUCCUUCUUUUUCUUUUUCUUCUUAUUUUCCUUCUUUUUCUUUUUUCUUAUUUUCCUUCUUCUUUUCCUCCUUUUUUCUUCUUCUUUUCCUUCUUCUUUUUCUUCUUUUUUCUUCUUCCUUUCCUUCUUCUUUUUCUUCUUUUUUCUUUUUCUUUUCUUUCUUUUUUUUCCUUUUUCUUCUUCUUCUUCUUUUCUUCUUUUUUUCCUUCUUCUUUUUCUUCUUUUUUCUUUCUUCUUCUUUUCCUUCUUCUGCUUUCUUCUUCUUCUUUUCCUUCUUCUUUUUUCUUCUUCUUUUCCUUCUUCUUUUUCUUCUUUUUUCAUCUUCUUUUCCUUCUUCUUUUUCCUCUUUUUCUUCUUCUUUUCCUUCUUCUUUUUUCUUCUUCUUUUCCUCCAUCUUUUUUCUUCUUCUUUUCCUUCUUUUUCUUCUUUUCCUUCUUCUUAUUUUCUUUCUUCUUCUUUUCCUUCUUUUUUCUAUUCCUUCUCUUCUUUUUCUUUCUUCUUCUUUCUUCUUCUUUCUUCUUCUUCAUUCAUCUUCUACUUCUUUCUUCUUCUUUUUCUUCUUUCUAAUUCUUAUUUAUUCUUUUUCUUUCUAUUUCUUUCUUCUUUUUUCUCGUUUUUCUUCCUACUACUUUUUUCUUCUUCUUUCUUUUUCUUCCUCUUUUUUCUUCUUCCUACUUAUUCUUCCUUUCUUUUUCUUCUUCUUUUUCUUCUUCUUCUUUCUUUCUCUUCUUCUUUCUUCUAUUUCUUUCUACUUCUUUCUAUUUCUUUCUUUUUCUAAUUUCUAUUUCUUCGUUUUCCUCUUCUUCUUUGUACUUAGUCUUUCUUCUUUUUACCUUUUCUUUUUUCUUCUCCAUUUCUUCUUUUUUCUUCUUCAUUUUUCUUCUUUUUCUUCCUCUUCUAUGUGA